CCCUCCAUUACAUACACGCAAUCACAGACCCCAGGCCCAAUGCAGCAAACAGACCAGAUAUAUAUAGACGCAGAAUGAACCCCAGCAUCAUCCGAAUGCAAGCCAAUGGAUGAGGAUAACAGAAUAAAGAGGACCGAAUAUGAACGUGCCGCCGAUGCAAAUAUAUGUACAAGCAAUGUAUCUGUGUCUCAACAGAUGUGGAACCCUAGGGAAGUUUCCUGUAUGCCAGCAAAAGGGACGCAACCAGCCAGAAAGAAAAAAAGAAGGUGGGGGGAAGAAGCGAAGAAACGAAAAGAAAAGGAAUAUAUCCCCCCACUAAUUGAAUAAAUGAUAUACACGCAGAAAUUAAACCCCAACAAGAUAAUGAUCAUGGUGAUCGAAUGAAGGCGUGACCACCCAGAAUAAAAAGUCAGACAUAAUAUGAUGGUAAUAGUGUCAUG
Molecule: messenger RNA, 440 nt
Organism: Aspergillus welwitschiae
Lineage: Eukaryota; Fungi; Ascomycota; Eurotiomycetes; Eurotiales; Aspergillaceae
Exons: 1
Coding region: 106-327 (73 amino acids)
Source: RefSeq, a predicted model, not a curated record